CGGGGCAGCGCAGCCAAUCAGUGUAUCGCAGGGGCGGCCUCCCUGCGCAGCCUCGGGCCGUGAGGCCAUUGCUAGCAAAAGGGGUAUCCUGCCGACCAGGGCUGCGGCUCACAGGCGUGGGAGCCAGCGCGGUGUCAAGUGCAGCUUGGACGCACCGACCGGGCCGAUUUGCAUUUCACCCUUUCUUCUGCCUGCACCCAGUUGUCUCCAGCAUGGGGGAACAGAACCACUCUCCCGGGAAGGAGCUUCAGCACUGGAUGCGAGCAGAGGCACCUGGGAAGAAAAUCUGGCACUCUCAGGCCUACGCCCUUGGGGCCAUUUCCAAUUUUAUGUCUACUUUUCUCACCUUUCCUAUCUAUAAGGUUGUGUUCCGACAACAGAUCCAUGCUGUGGCGGUGUCAGAGGCUCUGCGACAGCUUUGGCAUGAAGGUCCUCAAUACUUCUACAGGGGAAUCUACCCACCUCUUCUCUCCAAGACAUUGCAAGGGACUCUACUGUUUGGGACUUAUGAUAGCCUGCUCUUCUCUCUCUCCCCUGAUGGGCCACACUCCCUAGGACACCGUUGGGCUGCAGGGCUCAUGUCUGGUGUGGUGGAGGCUGUGGCACUCAGCCCCUUUGAAAGGGUGCAAAAUGUGCUCCAGGAUGGUCGCAAGCAAGCUCGUUUCCCUAGCACCUUCAGCAUUCUCAAGGAAUUCAACUCUUAUGGGCUUUGGGGGCGGAUGUCACUGGGCUAUUAUCGUGGUUUCUGGCCUGUCCUUCUCAGGAACAGCCUGGGGAGUGCUCUGUAUUUCUCCUUCAAGGACCCCAUCCAGGAUGGCUUGGCAGAGCAAGGCCUGCCCCAUUGGGUUCCCGCCUUGGUAUCUGGGAGUGUCAAUGGAACAAUCACCUGCCUAAUUCUUUAUCCUCUGAUUGUGCUAGUUGCCAAUAUGCAGUCCCAUAUUGGCUGGCAGAGCAUGCCCAGCCUAUGGGCCUCUGCCCAAGAUGUGUGGGACACUCGGGGCCGAAAGGUGUUCCUGAUCUACCGUGGAGGCUCCCUGGUCAUCCUACGAUCCAGUGUGACAUGGGGCCUCACUACUGCUAUCCAUGACUUCCUGCAGAGGAGGUCUCAUUCCAGGAAAGAGCUGAAAGACUGACUAGCUGCAGGAAGUGUGGCCAUGGCACCUUUGUUAUUCUAAGCCUUCCCAGGUUGGUCUAAAUAGCUUACUUCUACAGCUUGGUUACCUAAUACAAUCAUUCUUUAACGUCUUUGAACUGUCAGUGCACUAGAGAAGUUCCCAACUACCAGCCUAUUGGGCACAGACAAAGCCUUCCUUGAUCAGAAAAAGAGUUACUCCUAUCUAACCACAGCUUCAACAGCCUUAGACCCAGGAGACUUUUAAAUAACUUUUAACUUAGAUGAAAUGUCAUUCCUUUAAGACAUUCUUUGACAAUAGAGGAAACUCUAAAAGGAUUUUAAUUUGGUACUAUAAGUUCUGGGACCCCUCCAAUUUUUCUCUGGACCAAACUGAGUAGAAGAUCAGAAACUCCAAUAUCAAAGAACUAAGCUUGACUCUUAGUAUAGAGAUUCCAUAGAACUUCUCAGAUGGCUAUGUUUUCAUGACAUUUCAUGACUAUCCCUACUACCACUACUCUCACUUUUCAAGACUGUGAGUCCUAACUUCAAGGUGGUGGUUGUGGCUGGAAAUCUUAAAUUAGGUAGGGCUGGAGGUAGGAGUGGGGAGAGGUAUGGUCCCUGGAUGGAUGGAAAAAAAAAACACUUUGAAGGAAGAGAUUUAGUUGCAUGCAAAAUAGAAAAAAAAUUACUAUAGAUUGCUUGGGGUUAUCUGCUGGGACAUUUUUGAUAGCAAGGGAAUGACAUUGCCUAGAAACCACUUGAGUUUCCCUAAGAAAUCUAGAAGUGAAGUGAUCACAUUUUUUCACAAAUCAUUGCAUAUUUUAUCACUGUGGAUAAAUAUAGUUACUAUGACAUAAAGAUCAGAAGUCUUAGCCAUUCAAAAUAUGGUCCUCAACGUAACUUUCAGCAUUUCAUCACACCACUCUCACUUAUAUAGAUUUCAUACAUCAGCCAAACUGGACUAUUGUUCUCUCCCCAGACAUGCCUCAAACUUUCCCACAGCCGUGCUUUGGCCCACACUAGUCUCCAUCUGUAGUGCCCUUCACAUGCCAGUCUGCCAAAAUCCUUCGAAAACCUCAAAGCCCAGCUCAGAUGCCACCUUCUCUGUGGAGCCUCUCCUGAUUUCCCACAACUGAAUGUAAUGGUAGUCUCUUGUGAUACCCCUCUCGAAUAACACUUCAUGUAUGCCGCUGAUUCCAUUAUUUCACUGAUCUCAUGUGGCCUUGUGUUCUUGGUAUUCUUCAAUACCUCCUACUAGACUGUAAAACUCCUUGAAAGCAGGGAUUCUUGUACACAUUUUAGAUCUUUCAUUGUGCCUAGGUGCUCAAUAAUGUUGGCUGAAUUGUUGAAUUUAAUAUCAAGCUGUGAUAUGGUCUUUAUCCUCAGGGUACUGUCCCUUGUACAUGAAGAUAAUGUUACUGACCCAUCCCAACCAUGGCAAAACACACGCCUUUGGGGUGUGAUUUUGUUUCCUUUUAUUAGUGGAUUAGUUUUGUGCUAAUGAUAAAGAUACUGCUGAUGAUAAUAAUAAUAAUAAAAAGUGACUUUCAACUGGAA
This is a messenger RNA of Pteropus alecto (black flying fox), 2671 nucleotides long. RefSeq names its product solute carrier family 25 member 53 (gene SLC25A53). Lineage: Eukaryota; Metazoa; Chordata; Mammalia; Chiroptera; Pteropodidae. The transcript has 2 exons. The coding region runs from base 213 to 1133 and encodes 306 amino acids. The record is from RefSeq and is a predicted model, not a curated record.